AUGCGCUGGGGCUCGGGAGGCUUUCAACGGCUGGCCAGACCCUUUAGACGACACCACCACGCACCCGUCGUCGUUAUAUCUCCAGAAACUGCGCCUAUCUACGUCUUCCCAACACCCACGGCAUGCAGAGGACGUACGGGUACACUCUGGGACCGCGCCAUGUCGAAACGUCGUCACUUUGGCUGGGAGAACCACAAAGCAGCAGCUACGCGUACAAAGAAAGCGGUCGGUAGACCAUCCGAAUGGAUCUUCGACUUAGGAAAACCUCGAAAAGAGAUUUGGGGCGUCAACGGGAGCCCAAAAUUCGACCAGUUCUGCGUUUCGCCUUGGAUCUCAAUACUUACCUCCUCGCGCACCAUUAUCCGCGGUUUCUUCCCCCAACGACGCCAACACCACCAAGACCAUUCCCUCCCUGUUGACAAGUCCUUGCGACGCCAACACCAUUUCCCCGACAUCCACUAUGGUCGUUUUAUCGUGCGCGACAGUCCCAGCGCAAUUAUCCGGACCUGUCGUGGAGCCCAUCUAUCCUCUCCCCCUCACCCCGACCAUAUGCCCGCUUUCGGCGUUUCUCCGGCCUUUAUACUUCGCGUUACACAUAAUGCAAGUCACCAGUGCACCAUUAGCGAAGAGCAGGGCAAGAAAUCGGCCUGGUGGUCUCGUAUCAUGCGAGACAUUGCUAAAAUAGCGUAUAUGGCUUCCUGCGGGUCUCCGCUCUAUGUGGCGCCCACCAGAGUUUUUCCCGACACCACAUCAUAUUCAGCAAUCACCUGCCUGCGUCGAUAUGUGAUCUUAUGGGCCCAUUCGCAAAGUCACCGAUGCCCUCCUCAUCCCCCCCCAUACUUAUCACAAUUCGCCCUCGUUUCUACGUUGACAACUCUCUCUUCCGUCGCCGCUUUCAUUCCCCACCAAAACCGCGCUUUUUCAAGCACCCUGCGCGCUGGCUUUGAAAAAGACAUCAUGCUUACUGUAUGCAUGGGCCAGGCGACAAGCGCUGUCUCGAAUUACUCCUCGUGGGCUUAA
Molecule: messenger RNA, 1020 nt
Organism: Mycena indigotica
Lineage: Eukaryota; Fungi; Basidiomycota; Agaricomycetes; Agaricales; Mycenaceae
Exons: 4
Coding region: 1-1020 (339 amino acids)
Source: RefSeq, a predicted model, not a curated record